This is a messenger RNA of Galeopterus variegatus (Sunda flying lemur), 844 nucleotides long. Its product is annotated as angiotensinogen-like. The record is from RefSeq and is a predicted model, not a curated record. The transcript is spliced from 2 exons. Lineage: Eukaryota; Metazoa; Chordata; Mammalia; Dermoptera; Cynocephalidae. Bases 43 to 366 code for a protein of 107 amino acids.
UUCCUAACCGUGCGUCACCUCCCCAGGGCCAUCCGCCUGACCAUGCCCCAGCUGGUGCUGCGAGGCUCCUAUGACCUGCAGGACCUGCUCGCCCAGGCCAAGCUGCCCACCCUGCUGGGCACCAAGGCGAACCUGGGCAGAAUCAGUGAUGACGCCGACCUCCGAGUGGGCCAGGUGCUGAACAGUGUCCUGUUUGAGCUCAUGGCGGACGAGGGAGAGCAGCCCACAGAGUCUGUCCAGCAGCCCGCCGGGCCCGUGGCCCUGGAGGUGACCCUGGACAGCCCGUUCCUGUUCGCCGUGCACGAGCGAGAGUCCACCGCCCUGCACUUCCUGGGCCGCGUGGCCAACCCGCUGAGCGCGGCGUGAGCGCGGGCGCUGCCAGGCCGCUGCGUGUGAAACCUGGCACGGCCAGCCGUCUGCCACCACGUCUGCAUCUUUCCUCCCACCGGUCAACGUGGUGUCCUUCCUCGGCACGCACUGGCCGCCCGGGCUGCUGGCUUGUGUCUGGAAAGGGGUCAGGACUGCUGUUCCCUGCAGAGUUCCAACAGACAAGCUUGUCUGACACCAGAACAGGUUCCCUCUUAAAAUGAGAACAGAAAUGGGGUUUUCCAAUUAAAAUAUACACUUUUUCAUUGCCUUGGGUUUAUAUUUAGCUUACUGAACGUAAAACUAUGAGCUUCCUGUAGUUUCCUAAAUACCUUAGCUUUUCUCUCCCAUUUAACUUGUGAUUUUUAAAAAAACGUAUCACGAAAGACACUGCGCCUGAAUUUAUGUUAGAAUAUGACGCCAGGGCUGAUUAUCCCUUGUGGGAGCAAUAAAUGUCUUGCAACAAUAAACCAAAAUA